Molecule: messenger RNA, 1208 nt
Organism: Cydia amplana
Lineage: Eukaryota; Metazoa; Arthropoda; Insecta; Lepidoptera; Tortricidae
Exons: 5
Coding region: 198-941 (247 amino acids)
Source: RefSeq, a predicted model, not a curated record
UGAUAAGUCAAGGAGAGAGGAUGUCGCGUCCCUAACAAAACUUGUCUACGUAUUCAACUACGCGGAGUUGUGAACUUUUAAUUAAAAAUUAUUAACUAAAGUUGAUAAGUGUUAAAGUGAUCUAGAAUUAAAAGUGGUUGAAGUGAACAUUGAAAUAAGUUAAAAAUUGAAAAAAUAUAUAACAUUUUGCUAACAAAAUGUGUAAACACAUGGUUACCGGGCUUCUUGUCAGCUUGAUUUUGACUUCAGCGGGAGCCAAUGAGAACUGCAACAAAGACAUGCUGCAGCGAUGCGCCAUGGACCUGCCUGUGCUAAACUCGCCGGAGAUCUCCUUCGCCUUAACUAGAGAAGAACUAGACAAGAGUUGCAUAAAACUCCACUCCGGCAUAACCUGCAUCGACAACUACACGAGCGCCUGCAUGUCCCGACACGAACAGACAGUCUUCCGCAAAAUCUACUCCGGGAUCAGCGAUGGCAUGAAGGAACUCUGCACUCCUGGAGCAUACCAAGACGAGUACUUGAAGCACGCGCGCUGCGUCAAGAUCUUCUGGGCUGAUUAUGAAAAAUGUAGCCAGAAAUAUGAGGUUACGCUCACGCAUCUGAAUGACCAUCAGAAGAAUGAGCAGUAUUCUACGGACCAGCGGGAUAUCAGUACUAGCCAUGAGGAUUAUUUGAGGACAGUUUGCUGUUCAUUCCAGGAGUUCAUGUCGUGCUCCGAAGAGACAGUGCAGAGAACGUGUGGUGAUGAGGCAGCCGUGUUCACCAGCAAGUUCCUCAAGCAGAUGGCUUCCAACAUUAUAAAGAAUUUCUGCUACGAAUACCGGGACAAAGAAUGCACCGCCCCAGGAAAAGCCAGCGCAACGUUCCAAAACCUCCAACUAGUUCUCAUCGCCCUUUCGGGGCACCUCGCGUUGUAUCUCGGGAACCUAGUACCAACGUAAACUGACCUAAAACAAAUUUAGGAAUCGAAUUUUGAAAUUAGAACAUUCGUGCGUGUGUGAGUGCAGUGAACUGUAAAUAGUGAGCGAUGAUGAUAGUGUUUUGUUAACUUAAUUUUAUGCAUCACUUCGAAUUAGAAAAUUAAUUAAUUAAUUUGCGCAUGCAAUGCGUCUAUUGCCUAGUGUUAUAAGAUAUGAUUUAAGAUCAUUAUAAAGCAUAAGCCAUAUCGAAAAUUACUUCAACAAAUAAACAUUUUACGUCGAUUUUGU